Molecule: messenger RNA, 530 nt
Organism: Micropterus dolomieu (smallmouth bass)
Lineage: Eukaryota; Metazoa; Chordata; Actinopteri; Centrarchiformes; Centrarchidae
Product: kinase suppressor of Ras 2-like
Exons: 2
Coding region: 174-530 (118 amino acids)
Source: RefSeq, a predicted model, not a curated record
CAGGGCCUUUAAGAACCAUUUAAUGGAGCCAGGCGAAGCAAGACUGGUCCAUUCAGUGGCCCACCUCUGAAUCGGGCAAAGAAAACACUCCUGUGUGCCAGCCAGAGGCCAGUCAGUGGAUCCGGUUCCAGCUCUCCCAAAGCCCCAAAGUCCAGUCCAAGUACAACCAGCACAUGUGCCACAGCCCCCAGGCCCUGGCCCCCCCUUUAUAUGCCGAUCGGCUGACCGUUGACAGCCCCGCCACAGGGCUCUUCAAUCCCUUGGACUCUGGUCAUCGCUCCCUGCCCCCAUCACCACGCCAGAGGCAUUUUGGCCACACACCUCCUCGGACUCCCUUGGUGGUCAACACCAUGACCCCGCCUGGCACUCCCCCCAUGCGGCGAAGGAACAAAGUGAAGGCCCCGGGAACGCCACCUCCGCCGAGCCGCAAACUCAUCCAUCUGCUGCCGGGCUUCACCGCACUGCACCGCAGCAAAUCCCACGAGUUCCAGCUGGGGAACCGCUUGGAUGACACACAGACACCAAAGUAA